AUGGACCAGAUUAAAACACUCCUCAACAUGGCCCUGUCCCCAUUCCAACGCACCUCACAACCAGCCCCUCCAGACCUACCCCUCCGCAUAGUCACCCACAACAUCCGCUACGCAACCACCUCCCCAGCAAGAGGCGAAAAGCCCUGGCCAACCCGCCGUCCGCUCCUCACCACCCAGCUAGCCCAGCUAGCCUCCACCGCGCCCGCCGGUGCCAUCGUCCUCCUCAACAUGCAAGAGGUCCUCGACCGCCAGCUCGGCGACAUCAGGGAGGACCUCGGCGCCGACUGGGCGCACGUGGGCGUCGGGCGCGACGACGGCGCCGCCGCCGGCGAGUACAACCCGAUCCUGUACCGGCCGGCGCAGGCGCGCCUGCUGCACUCCCAGACCGCGUGGUUGUCGCCGACGCCGGCGGUGCCGUCGUUUGGGUGGGGGGCCGGGAGCAGGCGGGUCGUCACGGCGGCGGUGUUUGAGCAGGUCGGCGGUGAUGGGCGCCGGUUCAUUGCUGCCAAUACGCACCUUGAUAAUGUCAGCUCUGAGGCGAGGGAGAAGGGCGUUGGGGUCGUGCUUGAGACGAUUGAGGCGCUGAGGGAGGCGUGGGGACCGCUUGCGGUGGUGCUGACGGGGGACUUCAAUUCGUCGCCGGGGGAGGAUGCUUAUCGGGCGAUGGAGGGAAGCGGGCGCGCGGAGGACUUGUACACUGCGGCUGGCUCGGAAAGGCGGUUUGGUCCGUAUGAGACGUAUACGGGUUUCUCCCCGGACGAUACGCCGACACGGAUCGACUUUAUAUGGUUGGGUCCGCCGGCAGAGAAAUUGUGGGUGGUAGACAGAUAUGAGGUGCUUUCGAAUACCCGGGAUGACGUCUUCCUGAGCGACCAUAGGGCAGUUGUCGGGGAUCUCCGGAUUGUGGCAUGA
Messenger RNA from Phialemonium atrogriseum, 912 nucleotides. RefSeq names its product endonuclease/exonuclease/phosphatase family protein. Lineage: Eukaryota; Fungi; Ascomycota; Sordariomycetes; Cephalothecales; Cephalothecaceae. Gene Ontology annotation, molecular function: 3'-5'-RNA exonuclease activity. The transcript has a single exon. Bases 1 to 912 code for a protein of 303 amino acids. The record is from RefSeq and is a predicted model, not a curated record.